CUUUCUUUUCCCAUUUCCCAAAUCAGGCACUUGGAUAUUUCAUCAUCCAAUCUUUAGAAAAAGGAAAUCGAAGAAAUCAAGAAGAAAAGAAAAUGGCUUCCAACAAUGAAGAACAGCAACAAAACCAAGCAGGCAGACACCAAGAAGUUGGCCACAAGAGUCUUUUGCAAAGUGAUGCUCUUUACCAGUACAUACUUGAGACAAGUGUGUACCCAAAUGAGCCUGAACCAAUGAAGGAGCUAAGAGAGCUAACUGCUAAGCAUCCCUGGAAUAUCAUGACUACAUCAGCUGAUGAGGGCCAAUUCUUGAACAUGCUAUUGAAACUUAUCAAUGCUAAGAACACCAUGGAGAUUGGUGUCUACACUGGUUACUCUCUUCUGGCUACUGCUCUUGCUCUUCCUGAUGAUGGAAAGAUCUUGGCCAUGGACAUAAACAGAGAGAAUUAUGAACUUGGUCUGCCUGUUAUCCAAAAAGCUGGUGUUGCUCACAAGAUUGAAUUCAGAGAAGGCCCUGCUAUGCCUGUUCUUGAUGAAAUGGUUGCAGAUGAGAAGUACCAUGGAUCCUUUGACUUCAUAUUUGUGGAUGCCGACAAGGACAACUACCUGAACUAUCACCAGAGAUUGGUAGAAUUGGUGAAAGUUGGAGGAGUGAUAGGGUACGACAACACCCUAUGGAAUGGAUCUGUGGUUGCACCACCCGAUGCACCUUUGAGGAAAUAUGUUAGGUAUUACAGAGACUUUGUUUUGGAACUUAACAAGGCACUUCCUGCUGACCCUAGGAUUGAGAUUUGUAUGCUACCAGUUGGUGAUGGAAUCACUCUCUGCCGUCGGGUUAAGUGAUAAUGGGCUGGCCCAGCAAAGUCAAUUGGCAAUUUUAUCUAAUGUUGACCGAUUGUUUAAUAAUCGGUGAUGCAUAAAACAAGCUAUAUGUAUCAAUUUUUAUCUUUCUUUUCCCCCUUCUAUUUUAUGCUUCAAUAUUUGUAACUAAAAGAUGAUCAAUGGCUCAUGAUUUAAGAAAAUUUAUUUUCUAAUUAAA
Ricinus communis (castor bean) is the source of this 1035-nucleotide messenger RNA. RefSeq names its product caffeoyl-CoA O-methyltransferase. The transcript has 5 exons. The record is from RefSeq and is a predicted model, not a curated record. Gene Ontology annotation, molecular function: S-adenosylmethionine-dependent methyltransferase activity; O-methyltransferase activity. Lineage: Eukaryota; Viridiplantae; Streptophyta; Magnoliopsida; Malpighiales; Euphorbiaceae. The coding region runs from base 93 to 839 and encodes 248 amino acids.